GCUCCGCCCAGGCUUUACUAUGAGAACAGGUUGGUACAGAAGAGAAUUCAGUUAUCCAUAACUCCGCGUCAGACGUGUGUUCUGUCUCCUCUCAACUGAAGCAAUGAUGCUCCCGUUUCUGGCGCUGCUGGUUGCGCUUUCCUUACCUGGAUAUCUGGAUGCGCUUCAUGGAUUAUACGCCUUCGACCAGCCCGAGCUCUUUCAGAAAAAGAGCAACUGCAAACCCAUACCUGCAAACCUGCUCCUGUGCCAUGACAUCGAGUACACGGGCAUGCGUCUGCCCAACCUCCUCGGACACGAAACCAUGAACGAGGUUCUGCAACAGGCUUCCUCCUGGACCCCUCUGGUGCAGAAACAGUGUCAUCCGGACACCAAGAAGUUUCUCUGCUCUCUUUUCGCACCGGUGUGUCUGGAUGAUCUGGACGAGCCGAUUCAGCCGUGCAGGUCGCUGUGUGAGAGCGUGAAGAGCGGCUGCGCUCCAGUGAUGGCCGCGUUUGGGUUUCCUUGGCCGGACAUGCUGGACUGCAAUCGCUUCCCUCUGGAUAAUGACCUGUGCAUACCACCUGCUGGCGCAGAUGCUUUAGUGCCAGUCACCAAGGAAGUUCCAAGAGUGUGUGAUGCCUGCAAAGAAAAGCCUGAGAAUGACAAUGAAAUUGUGGACAGCCUGUGCAAAAAUGACUUUGCUUUAAAGAUCAAAGUCAAGGAGAUCUCCUACAUGAAUGGCGACACCAAAAUCAUUCCAGAAACCAAGAGCAAGACUAUCUACAAGAUGAAUGGUGGUGUUACUGAUCGUGACUUCAGGAAGAUGGUGCUUUGGCUGAAAGAUGGUCUUCAGUGUGUGUGUGAUGAAAUGAAUGACAUCAAUGCCGCUUAUCUGGUGAUGGGCCAGAAGAUGGAUGGAAAUUUGGUCAUCACGUCAUUGAAGCGCUGGCAGAAGGGUCAGCGGGAGUUUAAGAGAAUUUCUCGUAGUAUUCGCAAGCUUCAGUGCUAGGAUUGUCCACUGCUCAGAGCACUCAAAUGGUCUUGAAAAUGAAGACCUGUAACAGUCACACCAAAGGUUCAUUUAAAACCCUAAUGUCUGCUUUUCCUGGCCAGUCAGAGCUCAGGAUUGGUGGAGCUGUCACUUGUAACUGCCAAAAAGCACCUAACCUAGAUUCAGCACAGUUACAACUUUUCAUUUUCCCUCAUAAGUUUGUCAGUUAACAGCACCUGUCAUUUUUACUAUUCACAAAACUCAUUCCUCUCUUCUAACAUUUUUGACUAUAGAGCCUCAAAACUGCCACAGAACAAUUUUCUGACAGAUGUUUUAGCAUAAAAUCUUCUAGCAUAAAACGAAUGUAUGUGGACACCCCUUCUAGGCCCUUAACGAGUUCUGCCAUUAUUUCCAGUGAAAACAAGUUUAAAAAGGAUCUCACCCAAAAAGGAGAAUUAAAUUGUCAUUUACUCACCCUCAUGUCAUUCCAAACGCACAAAACGUCUUUCAAACACAAAUGAAGACAUUUUUUAUGAAACAUGAGAGAUUUCUGUUCCUCUAUUGAAAGUCCAUGCCACCAAAACUUUGAUGCUUAAAAAAGUUCAUAAAGACAUUGUAAAAGUAAUUCAUAUCAACUGAACAGUUUAAUCCAAUGCUUCUAAGAGACCCAGUCACUUUAUAUGAUAAACAGAUUUGAUUUAGGCAUUUAUUCACAUAAACAUUCAUCAAUCCAUAUGCAUAGAGCACAUAAAAUAUGGUAAAUGAAAGCUUAAAUAGUCCUGCUUGAUUCACAGCAACCAACGUUUGUUUUUGUGUGUCGCACAAGCAUGUUUGAGCUUCUGCAAAAACCAAUGAGAUUUGUUUUUGUAUGUCAAGCAAGUAGUUGAGCUUCCAUGUUUACAAUGUCUUAUUAACUUUUUGAAGCAGCAAAGAUUUGUUUGAAUGGACUUUA
This is a messenger RNA of Sinocyclocheilus anshuiensis, 1925 nucleotides long. RefSeq names its product secreted frizzled-related protein 2 (gene sfrp2). Gene Ontology annotation, molecular function: Wnt-protein binding. The record is from RefSeq and is a predicted model, not a curated record. Gene Ontology annotation, biological process: canonical Wnt signaling pathway; non-canonical Wnt signaling pathway. Bases 104 to 991 code for a protein of 295 amino acids. The transcript is spliced from 4 exons. NCBI's taxonomy places the organism in Eukaryota, Metazoa, Chordata, Actinopteri, Cypriniformes, Cyprinidae.